Molecule: messenger RNA, 2603 nt
Organism: Protobothrops mucrosquamatus (brown spotted pit viper)
Lineage: Eukaryota; Metazoa; Chordata; Lepidosauria; Squamata; Viperidae
Gene: LSR
Product: lipolysis stimulated lipoprotein receptor
Exons: 9
Coding region: 1-1374 (457 amino acids)
Biological process (GO): establishment of blood-brain barrier; tricellular tight junction assembly
Cellular component (GO): tricellular tight junction; plasma membrane
Source: RefSeq, a predicted model, not a curated record
AUGGAUUUAGAUAAUAGGAAAAUAGAUGCUGACCUCAGCAUAGAUCAGACAGCUUGGGGGGACAGUGGUGUUUAUUACUGCACCGUGACAUCUUCUCAAGACUUGCAAGGCAACAACGAAGCCUAUGCUGAACUCAUUGUAUUGGGCAAGUCCUCCGGUGUCUCAGAGCUUUUGCCAGGCUUUCAGAUAGGGCAUAUGGAAGAUUGGGUCUUUGUGGUCUUGGUUGUGCUGGCCUUCUUUCUGGUCUUCCUGCUCCUUGGAAUCUGUUGGUGCCAGUGCUGCCCCCAUACCUGCUGCUGCUAUGUCCGAUGUCCUUGUUGCCCAGAGAGGUGUUGCUGCCCCGAAGCACUGUAUGUGGCAGGGAAAGCUGCAACAUCUGGAGUCCCCAGUGUUUAUGCACCCAGUAUUUAUGCCUCCAGCAAUCCGCUGAAACCAGCUCCCCCAGCCACCAUGAUCCCUAUGGGCCCAAUGUCUCCAAUGUACAAUGGUUACGGAGUGGAUUAUGAUAGAGCCAGCUCAGUUGGUGGAAACAGCUCCCAAGUGCCUCUCCUGAGGGAUACUGAAAGUGUUGCAAACGCUGCUGUGCGCAGUGGCUAUCGCAUCCAAGCCAACCAGCAGGAUGACUCCAUGCGGGUGCUCUACUAUAUGGAGAAGGAGCUGGCCAACUUUGACCCUACUCGCCCAGGGCAGCCCAGUGGGAGGCUUGAGAAAGCCUCCGUGAUGAGUGAACUAAGCUCUCUUCAUGAAGAUGACCGGCGUUAUGAGCUGCGGCAGGGGAUGGGGAGGCUGCGUGGCCAGGCCAUGUCUCCCAUCAGGGACUUGGAGGAGGAAAGCGUACGGAGCAGCGAGAACCGGCGCUUGUUGCCCCCCACCCCUUGGCGUGACCGCUAUGAGGACUCCCCACCCCGAAGCCAUGGCCGACGCCCGCGUUCCCGCUCGGUAGAUGGCCUGGAUGAUUUUGAACGGGACUCCUACCCUUCCCGGCCCAGAAGUCGGGGUCAACAUGGCUCGGACAAUGAAUGGCAUCACCGUGAUUAUUCCCCCGACUCCCGCUACGACUCUGAGCGCUACGGCAGACGCCGAAGUCGAAGUCGGGAUGACUUGCGGGAUCUGGAGCGAACCCAUUAUGAUAACCGGCUCCUGGAGGAAGCAAUGCGGAAGAAGCAGCGGGCAGGUAGCCGUGAAGACCUGGAUCACGGAAGCGCCUCCAAUGGGAGGUCUGGCCACAGGAAAAACCGGGAUGAAGAUAGCAAUGGCUUUCCUCCUCCUCCUCCCCCUCCGUACACAGAGACCGAAUCUGUAUCUUCUCACAGCAAGGAUGACCGCAAACUGCGAAGGAAUCAUGCUGUCAGCAGAGAAAGCUUGGUUGUUUAAUUCUUUCCGCUCUUUCUGGAAUAUGAGAGACUUUGUGUCUUGAAUGGCUACAGGAACACUCUUCAUGUGUCAGCAUCAGUUUGAUUCAGGAGGACCUAGAGACGAAAUGGGACAGCAUUUAGGCUGGAUCUGAGCAGCCAUCAAAGGACUGGGCUUACUGCACUAGGUCACCUCACAGUGUCUUAGCCCAUCUUCAUCAGAGGCAGGCUAGGAUUCUUGUAAGAUUCCUUAAGAUUCUUAGUAUUAUAGACAUUUUAAAAUACGUUUUGGGUACUCCUUUUGAAUUUCAGAGCUAUCUAUUUCUGAAAUGUGCUAUUCUGGAAAGAGGAUUGCUUCAGAUGUGAUCCCCUGAUACUGCAAAGAGAAAGAAAUGGUUUAUUUCAUUGAACACCACUUGGAUACCUACUUGCCUUUAAUUUUUUUCCCCCCUUGUAGUUUUGAAGAGGAUUCCAAAGAAAGAUGCAUUUAUAUGUAUUACCUUUUUUAUUCUGAUUUUAAAGAAGUGCUUUAAACACAUUUGAUACUUAAGUAAUGUGACUGUGUGUUUAAGGGUUUUUAGAACCUGAAUAUGAAACUACUGAUGCUGUAAAUAUUUAAGUAAUAAGCCACCAAGGGCUUUUUUUUAAUUUCUGUACUUUUUUUAAAAAAAAAUGAGAUUACAUUUUUAUAGGAAUGAAAACAAAAAUGAACAGAGCACAUGUAUCGGCAUUUUCAGAGUGGACUGAAAUUCCUCCCGUUUUUUCCAGCCCUCAUAUCUUCCAGAUGUGUGAGGUCGCAUAUUGGACAUCUAAAUAUACAUUCUGAAAGUUACCCAUCGUAAUUCACAUGAGAAAAUGUGAAUGAUUAGUUCUGCUAUUUUCACUUUAAUAAAUAACAGAUCCCUACAAUUGCUACAGUCACAUGUGCAUUGCUGGAUGACUUACAUUCAUCUGUCCUGGAACUUGUACUUAAGUCCUCUGCUGCAGUUUUACAGAGAGAAAAAUAAAUAGAUGGGUGAUACUUUAGAAACUGUCCAGCAGGAGACAACAAUUCUUGUGUAGAAUUAUAACACAAUGGGACAUUCCCUAAGUUGCUAGCACAAAAUGAUGUGUGUGCUGUUCACCAGCCAGCCACAAGAGAGAGGCAGGUCAGGUCAACUACCUUUACAUAUCUGGUUGGAUGGCCAUAAAACGAGACAGACUAUCCUCACUCUUCAAUGCCUUCACAAUGUAGAGAUGUGUUUUCUGAAU